CCAAGCUGGGACGCUUCCUUCCUCGCGAUCGUCCACCCGUGUGUGUGUGUGUGUGCGUCCUUUUGCCCACGCUCAACUCCCAAACCGGACCACUCCAGACCGCGGCUGCGCGCGCACAGGGGACGCUCGUCUCGACCAUGCACGCUGACAACUACCAGAGGACACUAAACACGCCGUGCAGACACUGCGACUGAGAAAAAAGACAACAACAAACUAUAUUCAUCAACUGGUGAGUCAUUGCAGCGAGUGCGUAAACAAUCCCGAGUGGGGGGGUCCCACGCAGCUGCACCAUGAGGCUGGGAAGCAUCAUUCUCUUCGCGGCUCUCUGCGCCUUCACCGCCUAUUAUGUUUAUGAGCCCAUUCCUGAGGACAUCGAGGAGAGAUGGAAACUCAUGUUGACCGACGCUUUCUUCAGAAGUCUCAGCCACUUGGCGGACUUCAGCGAGUUAGUAGGACUGAAGGACUACAUGGGCGUAAUGUACGUCAUCACUCUGAUCGAAAACGUCGUGCCUGUUUCCGAUGAACAUGUCAUGGUGACCAUGGAGAAUUUUGACGGUGUGGAGGUGGUGCUGUACCAGCCCAAGCAGCAAAGUGGCGACGAUACAGAACCCAGGAGAGCAGUCAUAUACCUGCACGGUGGAGGAUGGUGUUUGGGGAGCUCGCGCAUGGGUCCAUAUGACAUGCUCGCCAGAAAAAUGACAAUUGAGCUGAAUGCAGUGAUAGUCUCUGUAGAGUACCGCCUUGCUCCUGCUCACCACUUCCCUGUCCCAUAUGAGGAUGUUUACCGUGUUGUGAAACACUUUCUCCAGAUGGGGGUGCUUGCCCAGUUUUCUGUGGACCCAGGACGUAUUGCAAUAUCUGGAGACAGUGCUGGGGGAAACCUGGCAGCUGCUGUCUCCCAGCAAUUGCUGAAGGACCCCACACAACAGAUUCAUUUGAAAGCCCAAGCACUCAUCUACCCUGUGCUCCAGGCUCUGGACCUCAACACACCUUCUUACCAACAAAACCAAGACAUGCCCAUAUUACCGCGCACCCUCAUGGUACGAUUCUGGAGCGAGUACUUCACCAGCGACAAAGCCUUUUUCAGAGCCAUGAUGGCCAACACGCACAACAAUCCAGAGUCUUCCAGCCUGCUGAAGUUUGUCAAUUGGAGCGCCUUCCUGCCUGAGGCUUAUCGCAGAAAAUAUAACUACAGCGCCCCCACUGUGGUGCAUGGAGAGGCAGAGCAGGAGUUUGGAACAAGCGAACCAUCUCGUUCUUUAGCUGACCCCAGGGCGUCCCCACUGCUGGUUCCAGACACAGCCUUGCACUCUCUGCCUAAAGCCUACAUUCUCACAUGUGAGUACGACGUUCUCCGAGAUGACGGGAUCAUGUAUGUCACGCGUCUUCGCACGGCGGGAGUCGCAGUGACUCAUGAACAUUACGACACGGGAUUUCACGGUGCGUUGAUGUUCACCGUGUGGCCCACCGACUUUCUCCUUGCUCGCCGCAUGACGGACAACUACGUGAAAUGGCUAAAGGAAAACUUGUGAAAUAACUUGAAUUAACCCAGUUGCUCCAUUGUUUUAUUGGGUGCAAAAUGCUACCAAUUUGGCAGUCAUAUUUUAUUUUUAUUUUUACUAAUGCUUAUUUUAUCUGUAAAUACAGUAGUAUAUCAUGAAAUCUGUUAUAUUUGUCACACAUUUUUAUGACACUGUAAAAUGUUAACAGUAUGACAAGUAGUUAGUUUUUCCAGAAAGUAUGAACAAAAUGUAAACAAACCCCCUUGCAAAAGUAAUCUUUAGUCUCAAUGGAACAAAACCUAGAUAAACAACAGAUAAAUAAUAAUGAAAAUAUAUAUACAAAGAUAUAAUGUGUAAAUGUAAUUUUUUGGGGUGAAACUAAGGCAACCAAGGGCAAAACAUACAGUCGUGGUCAAAAGUUUACAUACACUUGUAAAGAACAUAAUGUCUAGGUAGGUCUUUAUUGUCAUUGCACAAGUACAACGAAACUUUGUUUUCAGCACAAACCCGUUCAAGAUGAGACAAACAAACACUGUACAGGGUUACAGAACAAGAACGCUGAUUGGUCGUCACAAGGCGCUCCAUAAUAUAUGGGAAAAAGGUAAACGCUGGGGGAGGAUGAGUAAAAAAAUACAAUCCAGACUGGGCUCCUAAGGGGGCCCAGACUGGAGUGGGAAAAAACCUCCAUAGCAAAGCACAUAUACAUAUUACAAGGGGAGGGAGUGGGGGCCACGGUGGCAGGCUGCAGCUCUUCAGGUGCUGCCCAUCCGUCCAUCACCCCUAAGAGAUUGGCGUCGAGGGCGUUGGAUGGGGGGUAGGGUAUGUGUGUGUGGCGUAUUUUUUGUGGAUGCAUGUGUGUGUGUGUAAGCCUGCCGCGUAUCUCUGUUCCACGGCCUUGAGGUCGUGCAGCCGAUAGUCAGUCCAAAGUCAACAACAACAGGUGUGUGUCCGUGAGAGACAAGAAGGGAGUUUGUUGUGUCUUUGUCUCCAAGCCAGGGAGACAAUCCAAGUUAGAAUGUUUUGUAUGCGAGUGAAAAUAAAAUUUGCUUUUCACUCUAAAUUGGGGCAGACAGUCCGAUGUUAUCCAAAUCUCAAGAGUGUCCACAGUUCUUCCCGCAUCCUCCAAUCAUAAUGUCAUCGCUGUCUUGAUUUUCCAAUAAUUUCUACAACUCUUAUUUCUUUGUGAUAGAGUGAUUGGAGCACAUACUUGUUGGUCACAAAAAACAUUCAUGAAGUUUGCUUCUUUUAUGAAUUUAUUAUAGGUCUACUGAAAAUGUGAGCAAAUCUUCUGGGUUAAAAGUAUACAUACAGCAACAUACAUGAUCAAUUUGGUUGAUGUAGAAAAGUUACAAUCAAAUCAAAUGAGCUUCAUGGCCUCUUAACUUCAUGUGAGUGAUUAUGAUUGUUGACUUCUCUGAGCCCAUUUAAAUAGGGCUCAUGUGAUGCAGUCAUUAGACUCGCUUACAAACGCCACAAUGGGAAAGUCAAACUUUUGACCACGACUGUACAUACAUUUUGAAAAACACAAUCACAGUAGUACCUCAAUUUAGGAGUGUAAUUGGCACUGUGACAGAGUUCUUAACUAAAAACCCAAAACACUUGCCCCCUCAAAACAGCAUAAUUUUAACAUGCUUUUUAAAUGCCGAAUACACAAAUAUUUUAUAAAACAAUGCGAUAGAUUGUACUACUAACUACAGUAUUCAACCUGAUCCAAGUACAAAACGUUGUUGUUUGUUUUGCCUUUGGUAAAAGUGUAACUUUGUUUAUACUUCCCGGCUAAUGUAAAAAAAAUGGUACUAAUUCCUUGUUUUGAGCUUUCUUAUGUAGUAUGUAAUAUAUGUAUGUAUGUGUAUAUAUAUACACUACCGUUCAAAAGUUUGGGAAAAGCACUGUACUUUUCAAUGAAGAUAACUUUAAACUAGUCUUAACUUUAAAGAAAUACACUCUAUACAUUGCUAAUGUGGUAAAUGAUUAUUUUAGCUGCAAAUGUCUGGUUUUUGGUGCAAUAUCUACAU
Molecule: messenger RNA, 3517 nt
Organism: Entelurus aequoreus (snake pipefish)
Lineage: Eukaryota; Metazoa; Chordata; Actinopteri; Syngnathiformes; Syngnathidae
Gene: aadac
Product: arylacetamide deacetylase
Exons: 5
Coding region: 291-1532 (413 amino acids)
Cellular component (GO): membrane
Molecular function (GO): carboxylic ester hydrolase activity
Source: RefSeq, a predicted model, not a curated record